Molecule: messenger RNA, 3662 nt
Organism: Paramuricea clavata
Lineage: Eukaryota; Metazoa; Cnidaria; Anthozoa; Malacalcyonacea; Plexauridae
Source: the annotation of a GenBank genome assembly
AUGAAUAUGAUGGGGGCCUCCUCAACCGUUUCGAACAUCUUGUACAGUUAUUUUAAUAUUAAAAGGAGCAAACUGAUUUGGACUGGAUCGCUCGAAACUCUGAAAGCGUUUGUCCUCACAGCGAUUGACGAAGAAACUGCCGAAACAACUACAUGGCGCUCGCCCAGUGGCGGUAAAUGGCUAUUUGACAGCAAGUUGUUAUCAGUUACUUGGCUAACAAAAAGCCAGAAUAUUUAUUUCGACGGUGAGAAGGGCAGUGACUUGAUGGAACGAAUACAUUCAUUUUUAAAGCAAGACCCGGACAAUGCUUCAGAAAUCGCUAAUCCUGCUAAACUUGAUCUAGAACGGUCGAUUGAAAGUUUGCUAGCUGACGAUUCUGACGAUGUCACAGAUGAUACUUUUGAAGAAUCGUUCAGUGAUCGAUGUGAUAUUGCAAAGGAAUUGAAAAACCAAGAGGAAAAACAAGCCAGUAUAGAUUCCGAAACCAGUACAAAGCACGAUGAAUCAAACACGAAGUCAAAAAAUUUGCAUGAAGAGUCCAUUGGUCUAUAUACGGUGACAAAGUCUGGCAAUCUGCAAACAAAAUCAACAAAUAGGCAUAAUCCCUUGGGAAGUAGUGCCAGCUGUAAUCGUGACUCCGCUGAGAUUAGUCGACUGAAUUCGAAACUUGACAGAUUUUCUGAAAACGUGACAAACAAAUUACAAAAUCUCAGCGUUGAGAUAAACAACAUUAAAGAGAACAAACCCUACUCUAUUUUGGUUUUAGAAAACGUAGUCAAUGAUCUAAAGGAAGAUAAGCUUGUGCUAAUUAGAAAGAACGACGAACUCAGAGAACAAAACAUGGAUAUGUCUCAUAUUAUAUCUGAAUUGAAAAUGGCAAACAAGAAUCUGGAAAGCGAAAAGAGCAGCCUGUUGACAGCUCUUAAAUUAAUACAAAAUGACCACCAACAAACGUGCACGAAAACAAUUGUGGAAAAUGACGGCGAGAAUAAUGUGGAAUUGGUUUGCGAAACAAUAGAGAAAGUGAAUUCACUCAACCAAAACCUUCAUCUAAUCAGCCCGCAAACGAUAAGCAUCUUAACACCGAAGCUAGUACUGGGAAAAAUCGUAAAAAGAAGGGAAAGAAAUCUAAGUCCAAACCUCCAACACAAAAUUCCAGCCAACAAACUGCGGAUGUAGAUACUUCUGGUGGUAUUGUGAACACCUCUAGUUCUAAAUCAACGGGGCAAGGCAAGAAAACAGUUGUUAUUGCAGGGGACUCAAUUGUUAAAAAUACUAUUGGUCCGAAAAUGAGUGCUGACGAUCCUAAUCACCAUUUUAUUGUAAAGCCGUUCCCUGGAGCAACAGUCUCAGAUAUGGAGGAUUUUGUCAAGCCAUUGACAAGAAGGACACCGGACAAGAUGAUCUUACACGUCGGAACAAAUGACCUGAGAAGUCAUUCUACGCCGAAAAUAAUAGCAGACUCCAUUGUCAACAUUGUAACACAAAUAAAAGAAGAUUCACCAGGUACAGCCGUUGGCAUUUCAGCUAUUCUGGUAAGAAAUGACAAUAAUGACCUAGCUGCUAAAGCUAUUCAAACUAAUAAUAUUCUUAAAAGCUAUUGUAGUCGCAAUAGAAUCCCCUUUUUAAGUAAUUCAAAUAUGAAUGCAAGUCACUUAAAUAUGAGGGGUCUUCAUUUAAAUAGACAAGGUAGUUUAGCUUUACAACAUAACUUACUAGGUUUUGCAAAAACUAUUUCAGAUUGACUUUAUCCUACUCAGUCCGUUAUUCCUAACUCGCGCGGGUUUAAGCUCGCGGCACUUAAUGUGAGAAGCCUAGUAAAUCAUAUUGAUGAGCUGCGAGUUUUGCUUGCUACUAGCCCGAUCGAUGUCCUAACAAUAAAUGAGACAUGGCUUAAUUCUACAAUAAGCGAUAACGAUGUAUAUAUACCUGGAUACGAAAUCAUACGUCGUGACAGGGCAUUUAGAAGUGCAGAUGGAAAAACGUAUGGAGGUGUUUGUUUUUAUGUACGCUCCAGCGUAAAUUUCAUACAGCGUAAAGACAUGUCUAUUGAUAAUUUAGAAAAUCUAUGUAUUCAAAUUCAAAAACCAAAUUCUAACCCAUUUCUCGUUGCGACAUGGUACAGGCCACCAAAUUCGAAUGUUGAUAAAUUUAAUUAUUUUGAGACAUUUAUUGACAUGCUUGAUGCUGAAAAUGUCGAGUACUAUUUAUUGGGUGACCUAAAUUGUGAUCUCGGGUCGCCUGAUUUAGAGAGUAAUUCGAGAUCAUUAAUAGGCAUCACUGAGCUCUAUGGUUUACAUCAAUUGAUAAGUGAACCAACUCGAAUUACUGAAACUUCCUCAACUAUGAUUGAUCAUAUAUUCACCAAUACACCAGAUAAAAUUGUUUGCUCCGUGUUUCUCAUGUCGGUAAUAGUGAUCACAGCUUAAUUUAUGCAUUCCGUAAGCUUUCAACCGGUCUACACAAUAAAGGCCUUUCUACAGUAAAUUAUCGAAAAUUUAAAAACUUUAACUCUGAAAGUUUUCGAAGUGAUAUUUUUUCACAGAAUUGGGACGUCAUAAGGGCGUAUAAUAAUCCGAAUGAUAUGUGGCGUGUGUGGAAAACGACCUUUAAUAACGUAGUGGAAAUGCAUGCUCCCUUUACGGACAAGGCGGGUAAGACUUUCUAAGUCGCCCUGGAUCACGCCUGAGUUAAAAAGGCAUAUGCAUGAAAGAGAUAUUUUAAAAAUCAAGGCUAUUCGAUCUAAAGAUAUUUAUGACUGGGCUGCUUUUAAGAAAGCUCGCAACUCUGUGAACAAUGAAAUUAAAUUUGCGAAGAAAGCCCAUUAUAUGAAUGCUUUUCAUGAAAACGAGAGUAAUGUGAAAAAAACUUGGGGUAUUAUUAAUGAAUUAACCUCAAGAAAUCAAAAUAAUUCACAUGUAAAAGAGAUUAAACUAAAUGGUUCUUCAGUUAGUGACCCCCCGGGGUUAUCAGAGACGUUUAACACUCAUUUUGCUAGCAUUGGACCUAAGCUUAUGGAGAAGAUACCCUGUGAUGAAAAUAACUGCUCAUAUUUAGAAUAUCUCAAUUGCCAUAUUAGUGGUAAUACUUUUGAGUUGAAGUCGACAACUUCAUCAAUGGUUUGUUCACUUUUGGACAAACUCUGUAAAUCUAAAGCAACUGGCCUAGAUAAAAUAUCUGCUAAGCUUCUUCGCUACUGUCCUGACCUACUGUCGGAAUCCCUUACCGUAAUUUUCAAUUGCUCUAUUAAUACCGGUAUCUUUCCUGAUUAUUGGAAAUGCUCAAAAGUUAUUCCAUUAUUUAAACACGGUGAGCGUAGGGACUUGAAUAAUUAUCGCCCAAUUUCGAUAAUCCCUGUUGUAGCGAAGGUUUUCGAGCGAAUUAUUUAUGAUCAAAUCUAUGCCUUUCUUACUGACAACAAUUUACUAUGUAAUAGCCAGUCAGGGUUUCGAUGUCUACAUUCAACUGUCACCGCGCUUCUUGAGUCCACCAAUAACUGGGCAUACAACAUUGACCAAGGCCGAGUUAAUGCUGUAGUUUUCCUAGAUCUUAAGAAAGCGUUUGACACAGUUAACCAUGGAAUUUUAUCAAAACUGAAUGCGUAUGGUCUUGGGGGUGCUGUGGGUAAUUGGUUUAAGUCUUAUCUAAGUGACCACAGUUAA